AUGGCUAAUGAGACAAUAGUGCAAGAGACCAGAGAUUCAAGGACUAUGAUUGUGGAGUGCUGUUGCCUGAAAGAUUUUCAAAAGCAUAAACCGCCUUCCUUUAACGGAGGCAAGGUGGAUCCCAUUGUAGCAGACAACUGGCUAGAGGCUAUAGAAACAACCUUAUAUUACAUGAACUGCCUGCUAGAGUAUCAAGUUCAUUGUGGGACAUAUAUGAUGAAAGGAAAGGUGCACUUUUGGUGGAAAAGCGCUCAGAGGAUCAUUGCACACAAGAAGAGUUUUAUCACCAGGUGCCAGUUUAAAGAAGCCUACCUCCGCAAAUACUACCCAGUCACUGCCAAAUGCAGUUCUACACAUCCGUUCAUAUCUGAGGAGUUUGUAGAGCUAGCACAUUUAGAGAUGGAACCUUUUGAGAUCACCUUGUCAACUCUCGUCAGUGGACAAUUUUACCUACAAGGGAGCCACUUCCAAGAGGUUAUAACAGCACUGAAGGCCAGGAAGAUAAUUCGUGGUGCAAGUGCAUUUUUAGCCAGCGUGACCUUAGGCAACAGUAACGAGCAGACAGUCUCAUCAGUACACAUCUUCAGGGAUUUUGUGGAUGUUUGCCCAAAGGAUUUGCCAGGUUUGUCCCCAGUUAAGGAAGUUGAUUUCAAGAUUGAUUUAGAACCAGGAACCGCGCCGAUCUCCAAGGCACCCUACAAAAUGGCACCUGCAGAACUCAAGGAAUUGAAGGAACAACUACAGGAGCUGUUGAAUAAGGGUUUCAUUCGACCAUGUGUACCACCUUGGGGAGCCCCUGUUCUGUUUGUCAAGAAGAAUGAUGGAUCUUUGCGAUUGUGUAUUGAUAACAGAGAGAUGAACAAGGUCACCAUAAAGAAUAAGUACCCCCUCUCGAGAAUCGACGACUUGUUUGAUCAGCUACAAGAAGCAACAGCUUUCUCCAAAAUUGACUUGAGGUCAAGGUAUCAUAAGUUGAGGAUUAGAGAAGAUAUACCCAAGACAUCCUUCAAUAGUCGUUAUGGACAUUACGAGUUUCUUGUUAUGUCUUUUGGCCUUACCAGUACACCAGUGGUCUUCAUGUAG
This is a messenger RNA of Cucurbita moschata (crookneck pumpkin), 1083 nucleotides long. RefSeq lists its product as uncharacterized. Lineage: Eukaryota; Viridiplantae; Streptophyta; Magnoliopsida; Cucurbitales; Cucurbitaceae. The record is from RefSeq and is a predicted model, not a curated record. Bases 1 to 1083 code for a protein of 360 amino acids. The transcript is spliced from 3 exons.